AUGAGCAUCACUUUUCAUAACUUAUGGCUACUUUUAACAGUGUUAUGCACCGCAGGUAUUCGUGCUGACGCAAGUAAGGAGGAGUGUCCGGAUAAGGGAUCUUAUCCGGCAGCCGAGGACGUACUUGUAUUGUGUCGUGUGGCGGAACAACUUCGAGGGUUACCGGAUACAGUGAGUUCUGCUCUUGUUAAUGCCGCUACUGCUUCGAGUAAAGCAUUUGAAGCAAAGGUACAAGCAGAGGAAGCUGUGGAACUUGCCGAGUCAAAAGGCCUAAACGUUACGAAAGCGAAGGAAGCUGCUGUGAGAGCAACACUCGCUGCUGAAGCUGCGGCUACGGCUGUGAGCUAUGCGAAUGCGCACGGCACGAAAGUUGGAUCGAUGACAGAAAUACUUUGGGAGGCGGAUGAAGAGUUGCGUGAACUUGUAGUGUGUAAGAGAAUGGAUGAAGAAACAAUAAAAGCUGCUGCAGAGUGUACGGGCACAGCGGAAGUUGUAACAGCCCAAUCACUCAGUGAGGCACUAGAGGCAUUGGCUAAUCUACACUAUGGUGAUGAAAACGUUGCUGAAACCCUACGACGGAAAGAUGUUGUGUUCCACAAAGAGCUGAAAUCACUCGAAGGUUACGUGGAGGAGGCUGUUCAUGCACAAAAACAGGCUGAGGAUGCAGCUGCAGAUGCCAAUCAAGUAGCUACUGGAAAUUCCGUCGCAUCGCCUGAAAAGUCAGUGCUGCUACUGAUGGCUGGAUUGUUUCUCAGUUCUGUACUGUAA
This is a messenger RNA of Trypanosoma brucei brucei TREU927, 768 nucleotides long. RefSeq names its product bloodstream stage alanine-rich protein BARP. Bases 1 to 768 code for a protein of 255 amino acids. The record is from RefSeq and is a predicted model, not a curated record. NCBI's taxonomy places the organism in Eukaryota, Euglenozoa, Kinetoplastea, Trypanosomatida, Trypanosomatidae. The transcript has a single exon.